UGUCCUCCCGGGCAGCCUGACUAAUGCUGGCGCUCCUUCCCGCAGGUGCCAAGAACCUGUACAUCAUCUCCGUGAAGGGGAUCAAGGGGCGCCUGAACAGGCUGCCGGCGGCCGGCGUGGGCGACAUGGUGAUGGCUACCGUCAAGAAGGGCAAGCCAGAGCUGAGGAAGAAGGUCCACCCGGCGGUGGUAAUCCGGCAGCGGAAAUCGUACAGGAGAAAAGAUGGGGUGUUCCUCUAUUUUGAAGACAACGCGGGAGUGAUAGUGAAUAACAAAGGAGAGAUGAAAGGCUCCGCCAUCACAGGCCCCGUGGCGAAGGAGUGUGCGGAUCUGUGGCCCAGGAUAGCAUCCAACGCAGGAAGCAUCGCCUAAAGGCGUUCUUCUUCGUAGAGAUAAAAUAAAAAGUCCCUUGUACCAAA
Eurypyga helias (sunbittern) is the source of this 418-nucleotide messenger RNA. RefSeq names its product ribosomal protein L23 (gene RPL23). The record is from RefSeq and is a predicted model, not a curated record. Gene Ontology annotation, molecular function: large ribosomal subunit rRNA binding; structural constituent of ribosome. The transcript has 3 exons. The coding region runs from base 24 to 371 and encodes 115 amino acids. Gene Ontology annotation, biological process: translation. Gene Ontology annotation, cellular component: ribosome; cytosolic large ribosomal subunit. Lineage: Eukaryota; Metazoa; Chordata; Aves; Eurypygiformes; Eurypygidae.